Molecule: messenger RNA, 1425 nt
Organism: Radiomyces spectabilis
Lineage: Eukaryota; Fungi; Mucoromycota; Mucoromycetes; Mucorales; Radiomycetaceae
Exons: 4
Coding region: 1-1425 (474 amino acids)
Biological process (GO): glycolytic process; intracellular glucose homeostasis; glucose 6-phosphate metabolic process
Cellular component (GO): mitochondrion; cytosol
Molecular function (GO): fructokinase activity; mannokinase activity; D-glucose binding
Source: RefSeq, a predicted model, not a curated record
AUGUUGACGGUAUCAGCUCGAGAAAAUACAUCUACUUUACCUUGUGGAUACAAAGUGGAUGGCACACCCGGCCAGAUAGAAGCGAUACGUCAAGUGAUAGAUCUAUUCUCCUUGAAUAAGGACCAGUUAACGAAAAUAAUUGCUCAAUUUGUGGAUGAAAUGGGCAAAGGUUUGGAUCACGACGGUGCCACAGUGGCCAUGAUUCCCAGUUUUGUACCUGGCAAGCCAACGGGAAAGGAAACGGGGACCUACCUCGCGUUGGAUUUGGGAGGUACCAACCUUCGCGUAUGUAAGGUGGUCUUGUUGGGCGACGGAAAGUACGAUAUUCAUCAGCGAAAAUACGUUGUUUCAGAAACGCUCAAGAGGGGAAAGAUGCAUGACCUUUGUGACUUUAUCGCCGAAUGCGUGGGUGCAUUUCUUUCCGAGCAACAUACGUCCACGGAUUCCGAGCGUCUGAAACUCGGAUUUACUUUUUCAUUCCCUAUAUUCCAAACAAGCAUGAACCGAGGGGUGCUGAAACAAUGGACAAAAGGGUUUGCCUGCUCAGGGGCAGUAGGCAAAGAUGCUGCUCUCAUGUUACAGGAAGCCCUUCAUAAGAAACACAUCAAUGUAGACAUUGUGGCUAUUGUCAAUGACACGGUGGGUACGUUAAUGGCUCAUGCUUAUCAAGAACCCGAUACGAUGAUGGGAGUCAUCAUGGGCACGGGCGCCAACAUCAGUUACUGCGAAAAGAUAGCAAAUAUUACCAAAUGGAAACAGCAGGAUCACGGAUCUGCUGAGGAAAUGGCGAUCAAUAUGGAAUGUGGUGCGUUUGACUGCGAGCGCCGGGUAUUGCCUGUGACCGUCUAUGACCAACGUAUCGAUCGUCAAUCGCUCAAUGUUCACGAACAGCAACACGAAAAAAUGAUUGCGGGCAUGUAUCUCGGUGAAAUCACGCGACAAAUCAUGCUUGAUAUGAUUGAUCGUCGAUUGUUGUUCGGCGGUCGGUCAUCCUCGGAACUGAACAGACAAUGGAGCUUUGAUACCGCCUACAUGUCGACGAUUGAAAAAGACACAUCCGCCAAAUUAUUGGACACGGGCCACAUCCUGGAAAGCAUCAUGAAUAUUCCGUCCACUGCGCUUGCCGAUCGACAAAUGGUGAAAAUCAUUACGACAUGUGUGGGACGACGAGCAGCUCGCCUUCAUGCUUGUGGUUUGGCUGGAGUCAUGACCCAAACCAGAAAACUUGAUACUGCAUGUACCAUUGCCGUUGACGGGUCAUUAUUUGAAUUCUAUCCCAACUUUGAGAAGAAUAUUAUGGAUGCGCUCGUAGAAAUUUAUGGCCCCAAAAUGAAGGACAAUGUCAAAUUUGCCUUGUCAAGAGAUGGUUCUGGACUUGGUGCAGCCGUUGUGGCCAUGAUGGCUCAUAAACAUACCCAGAAAUAA